Messenger RNA from Aspergillus homomorphus CBS 101889, 744 nucleotides. RefSeq lists its product as uncharacterized. The record is from RefSeq and is a predicted model, not a curated record. Bases 1 to 744 code for a protein of 247 amino acids. NCBI's taxonomy places the organism in Eukaryota, Fungi, Ascomycota, Eurotiomycetes, Eurotiales, Aspergillaceae. The transcript is spliced from 2 exons.
AUGUCAACGAGACUUCCGCCCUCCGAUACUGAGAUCAAAUUCUCGCCUCGUUAUACUGUGGAGAUCGCAAAGCGUCGCGGUGGUGGGGGAGGAGGUCGUGCAGGGGGCAGCAGUAGUAGUGGGGGAGGCAGUGGUGGCCGUACGGGUGGCAGCGGAGGGAGCAGCAGUGGCAGCAAUUCAAGAACUGGCUCAUCCGCCAACGUUGGGGGCUCGACUCGCAGUGGUUCAGGGACACGACCUGUCUAUGGGGGAGGCAAAUAUUAUGCUGGCGGCGCAACGACUCCUUAUACCUCGGGUUCCAGGUCGCGAACGGGCCUAACACCCUACCUGUUACCUGCAACAGGUCUGGCCUUUUUCGGUUUCUGGGCUUACAACGUUUACGCCUACCCGUACCCUCAUCAUUACUAUUAUGUGAAUCAGACCUCGCACCGCAAUGAGUCUAUGCCUGUGGUCUGCCUGUGCCAACAGUAUUUGGAAUGCGGGUGCGACGACAAUUCAAAUUCAACCUACUAUGAGUCACUUUUCAAUGGAAGCCAACCAACCAACACAAGCGUCACGCGAGUUGCCAACGUCAAUGGCACCGAUUCGAUCUAUAUCAACGGCACUUUACCCAAUGGGACCACUGUUGCCGACUCCUCUGCCUCAUCAACGGCAGCAGCCGGACUGACAACCCAAGUACAGCAAGCCAUCGGCCACUGGACUGUCGUUGCGUUGGUAGUGGGCCAGGUGUGGGCUUUGGGAUGA